This is a messenger RNA of Lecanosticta acicola, 2181 nucleotides long. NCBI's taxonomy places the organism in Eukaryota, Fungi, Ascomycota, Dothideomycetes, Mycosphaerellales, Mycosphaerellaceae. The record is from the annotation of a GenBank genome assembly.
AUGCUCCAGCUGUUCCACCUUCCACCCUCGCUUUUGGCCUUCAUCGCCGCCAUCCCGCUCGUCAGCGCCCAGUAUCCCCCACCAGCGUCGUAUCAGAACAUCCUCACCUCACCGGUCGACCCAAAUGUCACCGUCGCAUACAAACGGCCCACCGCGGGCACAUGUACAACGGCUUUCACCACUCAGAAACAGUACACUGGAUACAUCGGGUUACCGCCCAACACACUCGCUCCCAUACAGCAGAAUUACUCCAUCAAUACCUUUUUCUGGUUCAUAGAGGCCCGCCAGACUCCCGAGUCAGCCCCUCUCACAAUAUGGCUCAAUGGGGGCCCGGGCUCGAGCAGCAUGUUUGGUCUGUUCAAUGAGGUUGGACCUUGUGAGGUCGUUCAGAUGGCGGAUGGUGGCUAUGGCACACAGAUGCGCACCUUUGGCUGGGACCGAGCUUCGAAUGUCCUCUUUAUCGACCAGCCCAACCAGGUCGGCUUCUCUUACGACGCUGUGACCAAUGCCUCACGCGACUUGUUCAUGGACGAGCUGUUUGAGCCUCCGACUUCGCCGAGCUCCAAUCUGCCAAGCUUCAUGUAUCUCAACGGGACUUUCGGCACAGCCAACGAGAAUGCUCCAAGACAGACGGCCGCAACCGCGAACACGACUGAGAUCGCUGCGGUGGCGACUUGGCACUUCUUACAGACCUGGCUUUCCACUUUCACCCAAUACAAUCCGGCUACGCGACCUAAUGUGACGACACCUAACUCCAAUGAGCCUGCAGGCGUCAAUCUAUUCACCGAGUCUUACGGUGGUAAGUUCGGUCCGGUCUUUGCCUCCUACUUUGAUCAGCAAAACGAUGCCAUCACGAGUGGCCAGCUUUCGAGCAACAGCACGCUUCAGAUCAAGCUGCAGUCCGUCGGGAUCUUGAAUGGAUUGGUCGAUGAUCUUAUUCAAGAUCGUUACUACGCCGACUUUGGCUACAACAACACCUACGGUGUUGACAUUCUCAGUCAGACCGACGAGUUGAAUGCGCUCACGAACUUCACCAACCAAUGCACACCCGCAAUCCAGGCGUGUCGUGCGGCCAGCACUGAUCCGUACGGGGAUAACGAGCAGGCAAACAGUCUCUGCGAGACCGCUCAGUACUCUUGCAAUAGCCUACCAGCACUUGCCGGAGCACGUGGGUACUAUCCCUACGACAUUCGCCAGAAAAUACCAAGCCCAGACCCGUCUGCUGCGUAUCAAGAGUACCUGAACCAGGCAUCGGUACUGUCCUCGAUUGGCGCGAAAGUAAACUACACGGAGAGUAGCCCUUACGUGUUGGAGUCUUUCGUUUCCACGGGAGACACGAUACGCGGCGGCACGAUCCAGGAUCUAGCCGACCUCUUGAAGAAAGGUAUCCGCGUCGCUCUCAUCUACGGCGAUGCGGACUUUCUGUGCAAUUGGCUUGGAGGGCAGGCAGUUUCGUUCGCAAUCGCCAACGCACUGCCCAACUACCCGGUCGCUACCGGUGUCUCUUCAGCGGGCGCUGGUGCUCCAUCAAGCUAUGCGAGCGGGUUUGCGGGUGCUGGCUAUGCGCAAAUCGUGGUGAACGACUCAUACGUAGGCGGCUUGGUUCGGCAGUAUGGGAAUCUCAGCUUUAGUAGGGUGUACGACGCCGGUCACUUCGUCCCGUACUACCAACCGGAAACCGUCUUCCAGAUCUUCGCCAGGGUGAUACUCGGAACAGAUCUGUCAACGGCCGCAGAUAUCGACUUGGCAGAUUUCAGAUCGAACGGUACGGCCAACGCCACACACACGAACAGUGUUCCAGAGCAGCCGAAAGCCACCUGCUGGGUACGCAAUUGGAACGAGUCCUGUUCCAGCUCAGACACGAGUGCGAUGAAACAGGGCAAGGGGCUUGUCCAAUACGGAAUCUACUAUCAGGACUCCAAAUCGAUUGUUCUGCCAAGUAGCAGCAUCGCAGCGGGUGUACCUGGGCUGCCAAUGACGACGGCCUCCACGAAUAGCGAAACGGGUACAUCUGGCACCUCUACGAUGGCUCUAACUGGCGUCUACACGGCGACUGGUACGCCAGUAAUGUCUUCGAGCCAAGGUGCUGCACAGACUGCAAUGCCCUCCCUGGACGCUCACUUUGGGCACCUAGGCGUUGGCAUCUUCGGCGUAGCGCUCGGAGCAGCUGUCAUGAUCUGA